GGUGCGCAAAAGUAGCAGCUCUGCGACCCCAACCCACAUACCGUCUCUCAGCCUCACCGACCGAGGAGGACAGACAUAACAAGACUCUCCACGAUUUGACCAGCCAUGGACGCAUCCCGCGUGGUGACGCUUUAUCUUGGCCUUCUCCUUGUUUUUCUUGGGAAUAUACCGUGUUUCCAGUCUGCUGCUAUCAUCCCCGCGCCGAGGAGGAACAGAGGAGCCAGGGUCUCUCAUCAGGACGGACAAAGGUCAAGCAAACUCCUGAAGGACAUCUUCGCGUCCUCGCGUCACAUCACGGGCCAACACAAAGAAGACGGCGUAGUGCCGCACGAGUACAUGCUCUCCAUUUACCGGACCUACUCGGCUGCAGAGAAGCUCGGACUUAACGCCAGCUUUUUCCGCUCCUCCAGAUCCGCCAACACCAUCACAAGUUUCGUGGACCGAGGAACAGACGAUCUCUUGCACUCUCCUCUGCGAAGACAAAAGUAUCUGUUUGAUGUCUCAACCCUUUCAGACAAAGAGGAGCUGGUCGGAGCGGAAUUAAGGAUAUUUCGGAGAGCGCCCGGGAAAUUGCAGACCACAGGACUCUACCACGUCCAGGUCUACCCCUGCAGCUCGGACAGACUGCUGGACUCCAGGACGUUGGACCCCCUGGAUUCCACCAAACCCGGGUGGGAGGUGCUUGACGUGUGGGAAGCAUUUAAGAGCCUCAGGCAUCACCACCACUUUCAGCAUCAGCAUCAACUCUGCUUCCAGCUGCGGGUCACGUUGGGCAAAUCCGACUCGGAGCUGGACCUGAGACAGCUGGGACUGGAUCGGAACGGCCGGUCACAGCAGGAGAAGGCCAUCCUGGUGGCCUACACCCGCUCCAAGAAGAGGGAGAACCUUUUUAAUGAAAUGAAAGAGAAGAUCAAGUCCAGGAGAUCGGUGGUGGAUGAUGACGGAGAGGAGGAGGCGGCGGUGUCACUCCUCCGCGGGGCGAAGGGCGAGGGACCCCGGCGGCGGAGGAGGACGGCCCUCAGCAACCGUCACGGGAAGAGACAUGGGAAAAAGUCAAAAUCAAGAUGCAGCAAGAAGGCACUGCAUGUGAACUUUAAGGAGCUGGGAUGGGACGACUGGAUCAUUGCGCCUUUGGAUUAUGAGGCGUACCACUGUGAGGGGGUGUGCGACUUCCCGCUGAGGUCGCAUCUGGAGCCCACCAACCACGCCAUCAUACAGACUCUUAUGAACUCCAUGGACCCCAACAGCACCCCGCCCAGCUGCUGUGUGCCCACCAAACUCAGCCCCAUCAGCAUCCUCUACAUAGACUCGGGGAACAACGUGGUGUACAAGCAGUACGAGGACAUGGUGGUGGAGCAGUGUGGGUGUAGGUAGCGGGCGAUUGAUUUUGGGACUGAAAAAAAAGUUGGUCGGAAUGGCUCCAAGACGGGAAUGGACGCACACAAGAGGCGAAAUCUGCUAUUUAUUAACUCACACCCUCUGCCUUAAAGUGUUAUUUCCCAGCGCACAUCGAACUUGCUUCCCAGACUGUGUGUCCAAGUGGCACAAAAGACGCGGGUGUUUGUGUGUGUGUGUGUGUGUGAACUGACCCCGUCGCAUCGAGUCCAAACUGUGCACCUGUUCGUGCCGAGGCCAGAGGACAGAGGACUUUGUUGCAGCUCUGCCAUGGGAUCCAGCCAAGACUCGUUCGGGUCCGUGCAUCCACGCUGUAAUUGCCACUGGAGUCAUUACAGGCCGGCAUGCUGCCCCCUCCCCAUUUAAAGAAGAGCAACCAAACACAAAAUGAGGAGAGAAAAAAUGCCUUCAAGAGAUUUUAUAUAUCGAGGGGGUGAAAAAGGCGCCAACAAAAAUGCAGUGCGCUUUUUUUUUUUUUGUUCUUGGACUAAAAUGACCAACAAGGCCUGCUGACGCCUUGUGUUAUACGAAAGAAAGCACAUGUUGGUGUUGCUCUUUACAAAAUGCACUUCCACCACUGACUGCGCCCGAACAAAAGCGCUCAGAGACGUUCAAGACUCGAUAUUUAAAUGCACAUUAGCUUUCAAUGCACUGCUGUUCGUUGUUGUUGAGCUGUAAAUAUUUGUAUAGUCGACAAAUAAACUUUUACAAAGUGCUUCGUAUCGAGAAAUGAAGAAAAGACGGAAAGAAAAUGGCAUUUCUUUGUAAAUAUACAAAAUGCACUCAAAUCGUUAUAAUUUCUAUUCUAUAAUUAUUUUAUUAUUUGUGAUGUACAGAGUUUCAUGAUAAUCAUAUAUUUCUUACAUUGACGAGAGUAAUUUAAGGUGUAUACAAGAGGUUUUCUUUGUUUGUUUGUUUGCAGAGGGUGGAAAGUACCAAUAUUAAUGUCUACCUCAUCGUUGCAUAGGAUCCGAGUCUUGAGGUGCAUUCAG
This is a messenger RNA of Synchiropus splendidus (mandarinfish), 2387 nucleotides long. It is a transcript of the gene gdf6a, whose product is annotated as growth differentiation factor 6a. Bases 106 to 1374 code for a protein of 422 amino acids. Gene Ontology annotation, biological process: BMP signaling pathway; SMAD protein signal transduction. Gene Ontology annotation, cellular component: extracellular region. Gene Ontology annotation, molecular function: growth factor activity; cytokine activity. NCBI's taxonomy places the organism in Eukaryota, Metazoa, Chordata, Actinopteri, Syngnathiformes, Callionymidae. The transcript is spliced from 2 exons. The record is from RefSeq and is a predicted model, not a curated record.